Molecule: messenger RNA, 724 nt
Organism: Pararge aegeria (speckled wood butterfly)
Lineage: Eukaryota; Metazoa; Arthropoda; Insecta; Lepidoptera; Nymphalidae
Gene: RpL14
Product: 60S ribosomal protein L14
Exons: 2
Coding region: 153-653 (166 amino acids)
Biological process (GO): ribosomal large subunit biogenesis; translation
Cellular component (GO): cytosolic large ribosomal subunit; ribosome
Molecular function (GO): structural constituent of ribosome; RNA binding
Source: RefSeq, a predicted model, not a curated record
ACUUGUGUGGUACCAACUUAAGAAACUUAGUACCAUACUACAGAUAAAUAAUUUCUUUAAAAGGGAAUUCAUUUUUUUAGUUGUUGGUAACAUUGCGUGUUCACGUCUUUCUUGCAAGUGUUUCGCGAUUGACAGGACGUUGUGAGGACGUCAUGCCGUUUGAGCGCUACGUAGAACCGGGGCGUGUCGCCCUGGUAUCCGACGGUAAAUUAAAAGGCAAAUUAGUGAGCAUAGUCAACAUCAUUGACCAGACUAGAGCCCUAGUCGAUGGACCUGGAAGUGGUAUCCCAAGACAGCAAAUACGUCUAAACCAGCUGCAUCUUACAAAGUUCCGCCUCUCAUACUCCUUCACAGCGCCAACACGCGUUGUAAGGAAAGCGUGGUCUGACGCGAAACUCAAUGAAAAAUGGGCUGACAGCCAGUGGGCCAAGAACCUCGCGAACAAGGAGAAACGUGCACAAAUGACAGACUUCGACCGGUUUAAGUUAACCGCCGCUCGUGUCAAGAGGAACCGUGCCAGGACUGCAGUGUUCAAGAGUAUGAAAGUCAAAGCGGCACGUAGUGGCGGCUUUGGCAAGAAAAGGCUACCCAAGACGACAGCGAAGAAGGUCCGCACGAAAAAAGCGCCCGCCGCCAAACCAGCGAAGAAGUAAUUCUUGUUUUGUCUGAAAUAAAUUUGUAUUUAUAGGGCAAUUGAAAAAUAAAGAGUUACUUUUAAGCUACA